CCCAGACGGGUAUCUUAUUGACUCAAUCCUACGGAUUUACCUUGUACAAGCCCAUUAACCUGGAAUACAUUUAGUGCAAAUCAAUCUUUGCCCUCUUUUUGUCGGGUUCCCAGAAAUAUUUGUACCUUACUGAAAUUUAUGUUAGCAUGGCCUUCGAGUAAGUACGUCGAGUUCAUCCGUCUUGGAUAUGAGCCAUGUUUUUAUCUUAUCUUAUCUGCUGAAGGACCUCACAAUCACAUGUGGGUAAUCACAACUAAGCAAGGGCAAUAAGAAUAAGCGACUCUUUUAAAAUGAAGAGCGAUAAUUGCAUGUCGUACCUUCAAUUAUUGGCAGCCUCAAUCGCCCGGAUGGGACCAAUCCCGCAGCAUAUCGCCAUCAUAAUGGAUGGAAAUCGUCGCUACGCAGCCAGUAGAGGAAUGAAAACAUUGUAUGGUCACGAAGCUGGAGCCGGACUCCUUCAUGCUUUGGUGGUGGAGAGCACUUGGGUGCAAGGAAUUAACUUUGUAUGUCUUCUCAUCCGAAAAUUACAAGCGGACAACCCAAGAAGUUGACGCUUUAAUGGAUUUAAUGUAUCGCAAAUUCACCACAAUGCUGCAAGAAGUAGAAGCCGGCAGUAAUCGGGACACCUGCAUACAAAUGAUUGGAAAUUGGGAAAAAUUUCCGCUCAAAUUAAAACAUAGAAUGGCAAGCUUAAUGGCAAGGACGCGACAUUUGACCCCUUACAAAUUAAAUUUGGCUGUAGGGUAUACUGGUCGGGAAGGGAUUCUUAGGAGCCUAAGCUCUUUUCAUGACGAGGACAAUGAAGCGAGCUGUAAUUCCUCUGAAUCAUUCCCAAAGUGGAAUGAGCAUUUGAUAGAACAAUCUCAGCAUUUAGUGGACUUGAGAACUAUUGACCUACUAAUCCGAACUGGGGGUGACCAGCGACUCUCAGAUUUCAUGAUGUGGGAAAGCAGCCAUGCCUACAUCCACUUUACGGAGAAAACUUGGCCAGAAUUCAAUUUCUGGGAAUUUAUACAUUGUUGCUUCUUAUAUCAAGUGCAUAAGAACAGAAUUAUUGAACAGGUAUGAUUUUAUAAUAACAGACUUGGGUAUUUUGGUAGAAGGAUUUACUCGGGAAAAACAUGGCGUCAGCUUUAAUGUUGAUUGAUUAGUACAUAUUUGAUUUUUUGGUUACAUUAUAUGCAUAAAAAAAAUACUGCCAAAAUUGGCUCUAUUCCGAAAUCCCCGGAUAUUCUGGAGAUAUUCUCACCUGAACGGGAUCAACCACUGGGAAGUACAUUUCUGAGAAGUAAAUACAUUACAAUAAAACAAGUUGAAAAUAAAAGCAACCUAAUUUCUCAGAAAA
Folsomia candida is the source of this 1345-nucleotide messenger RNA. Its product is annotated as dehydrodolichyl diphosphate synthase complex subunit DHDDS-like. NCBI's taxonomy places the organism in Eukaryota, Metazoa, Arthropoda, Collembola, Entomobryomorpha, Isotomidae. The coding region runs from base 430 to 1068 and encodes 212 amino acids. Gene Ontology annotation, cellular component: endoplasmic reticulum. The transcript has 7 exons. The record is from RefSeq and is a predicted model, not a curated record. Gene Ontology annotation, biological process: polyprenol biosynthetic process.